Cladocopium goreaui is the source of this 402-nucleotide messenger RNA. The record is from the annotation of a GenBank genome assembly. Lineage: Eukaryota; Dinophyceae; Suessiales; Symbiodiniaceae.
AUGUCCAUCUCUCCCAGAUGGCAGCAACUGCCCGAGCAGUCGGAGCAAUUGAAACGGGAGAAGUUGGAGCUGGGUGCUGCGCUACUGCAGCUGCUGAAAGAGGCAGCGCAGCGAUGCCCUAGUGCCAUGUUGGAACCCAUGCUGAAGGGGGCCACCUUGGGUCCUGACAUCCAACGGUAUGCUCAAGAGAUGAUGGGCUUUCUGCUGUCUGGGGGCCUGGGGGUUGAGGUGAAUGGCUUGAUAGGGCUGCAAAACCCCAAGGAGUCCGGACUCCGAGCCGUGAUGAUCGGUCAGUUGUGUUCUCCUGAAAGCUCUGCAGGGGAAGAAGUUGUGGACUGCGUGAUGUAUUUGGUGCGUUUGGCAGCCCUUAAGGGCUGCCCAGUGCGGGUCUACGAAGCUUGA